CCUCCAUUUUCUCGACAAGAGUUCAAGAGCUAGGGUUUUUCGCCAGGUUUGAGCAUUUGGCAACGAUGUAUCUUCAGUUUUACAUAAACGACAAUGGCGACAAAGUCUACACCACUAAGAAAGAAUCACCUCUUGGUUUGGUCACGCAAUCUGCCCAUCCAGCCCGUUUCUCCCCUGAUGACAAAUACUCGAGGCAGAGGGUUCUUCUUAAGAAGCGAUUUGGCUUGCUCCCCACACAGCAGGCACCGCCAAAGUACUGAACUGAGUGCAUUCUCAAAUCAACUGUGGUGCUUUCUUCAGUGUUUAGUUCCCAAACCGCUCCACCUAUAGUAGAUCGUGACUUGGUUAAACUUUGAUCAAUAGUUUUGCCUUUUCUUUCUAUGGCUUGUAAUUGAGCUGUAAAGCACAAAUCASUACUGAACCUUUAUGUUUGUCUUUGGCUUUAUAUCUGUACUGAACUUUAUUUUACUGAAAGCAAGCUAUCUACUUUGAAGAGUUGGUUAAUGCAAGAUGGUCCCUUUUCCAUUA
Momordica charantia (bitter melon) is the source of this 528-nucleotide messenger RNA. RefSeq names its product nucleolar RNA-binding Nop10p family protein (gene NOP10). Gene Ontology annotation, biological process: rRNA pseudouridine synthesis; snRNA pseudouridine synthesis; ribosome biogenesis. Gene Ontology annotation, molecular function: telomerase RNA binding; snoRNA binding. The record is from RefSeq and is a predicted model, not a curated record. Gene Ontology annotation, cellular component: box H/ACA snoRNP complex. Lineage: Eukaryota; Viridiplantae; Streptophyta; Magnoliopsida; Cucurbitales; Cucurbitaceae.